CGCGCCCGCGGCCGGCCCGCCGCGCCCCCCGGCGCCCGCGCCCCGCGGCCCGCUGCCCGCCCGCAUCGGCUACUACGAGAUCGACCGCACUAUCGGCAAGGGCAACUUCGCCGUGGUCAAGCGCGCCACGCACCUCGUCACCAAGGCCAAGGUUGCAAUCAAGAUCAUAGAUAAGACCCAGUUAGAUGAAGAAAACUUGAAGAAGAUUUUCCGGGAAGUUCAGAUUAUGAAGAUGCUUUGCCAUCCCCACAUCAUCAGGCUGUACCAGGUCAUGGAGACAGAGCGAAUGAUCUAUCUGGUGACCGAGUACGCCAGCGGCGGGGAGAUCUUUGACCACCUGGUGGCCCAUGGCCGGAUGGCUGAGAAGGAGGCCCGGCGAAAGUUCAAGCAGAUCGUUACGGCCGUCUACUUCUGUCACUGCCGGAACAUCGUCCAUCGAGACCUCAAGGCUGAAAACUUGCUUCUGGACGCCAACCUGAACAUCAAAAUCGCAGAUUUCGGCUUCAGUAACCUCUUCACCCCGGGGCAGCUGCUGAAGACCUGGUGCGGCAGCCCCCCCUAUGCGGCGCCCGAGCUCUUCGAAGGCAAGGAGUACGACGGCCCCAAAGUGGACAUCUGGAGCCUGGGGGUCGUCCUCUACGUGCUGGUGUGCGGGGCGCUGCCCUUCGACGGGAGCACGCUGCAGAACCUGCGGGCCCGCGUGCUCAGCGGCAAGUUCCGCAUCCCGUUCUUCAUGUCCACAGAGUGCGAGCACCUGAUCCGCCACAUGCUGGUCCUGGACCCCAGCAAGCGUCUCUCCAUGGAGCAGAUCUGCAAGCACAAGUGGAUGAAACUCGGGGACACCGACCCCAGCUUUGACAGGCUGAUCGCCGAGUGCCAGCAGAUCAAGGAAGAGCGGCAGGCCGAGCCCCUGAACGAGGAUGUGCUCCUGGCCAUGGAGGACAUGGGCCUGGACAAGGAGCGGACCGUGCAGUCGCUGCGGUCAGACGCCUACGACCACUACAGCGCCAUCUACAGCCUGCUGUGCGACCGCCACAAGAGGCACAAGACCCUGCGCGUGGCUCCGCCCAGUGCGCCCCGCGCCAUGGCCUUCCCACCAGCCCCCGUCAGCAUGCAGGCGGAGCAGGCCGGCACCGCCAUCAACAUCAGCGUGCCCCAGGUGCAGCUCAUCAACCCCGAGAACCAGAUCGUGGAGCCCGACGGCACCGUGAACCUGGACAGUGACGAGGGCGAGGAGCCGUCCCCCGAAGCUCUGGUCCGCUACCUGUCCAUGAGGAGGCACACGGUGGGGGUGGCCGACCCUCGCACGGAGGUCAUGGAGGAUCUGCAGAAGCUCCUGCCCGGCAUCCCAGGCACCAGCCCGCAGACGCCCUUCCUGCAGGUGACCCCCAACCUGAACUUCACCCACACGCUGCUGCCGAUGCAGCACCUGCAGCCCUCGGGGCAGCUGGAGUACAAGGAGCAGUCCCUGCUCCAGCCGCCCACCCUGCAGCUGCUGAACGGAAUGGGCCCGCUCGGCCGGAGGGCGUCGGACGGCGGCGCCAACAUCCAGCUGCACGCCCAGCAGCUGCUGAAGCGCCCACGGGGACCCUCCCCGCUGGUCACCAUGACCCCCGCAGUGUCAGCCGUCACCCCGGUGGACGAGGAGAGCUCGGACGGGGAGCCAGACCAGGAAGCUGUGCAGAGGUACUUGGCCAAUAGGUCCAAGAGACACACGCUGGCCAUGACCAGCCCUACCGCUGAGAUCGCGCCGGACCUGCAGCGGCAGCUGGGACAGCAGCCCUUCCGCUCCCGGGUCUGGCCCGCCCACCUGGCACCCGAGCAGCAUCGCUCUUCCUACAAGGACUCGAACACGCUGCACCUCCCCACCGAGCGCUUCUCCCCUGUGCGCCGCUUCUCGGACGGGGCUGCCAGCAUCCAGGCCUUCAAGGCCCACCUGGAGAAGAUCGGCAACAACAGCAGCAUCAAGCAGCUGCAGCAGGAGUGCGAGCAGCUGCAGAAGCUGUACGGGGGGCAGGUGGACGAGCGGACCCUGGAGAAGACCCAGCAGCAGCACGUGCUGUACCAGCAGGAGCAGCACCACCAGAUCCUCCAGCAGCAGCUCCAGGACUCCAUCUGCCCUCCGCAGCCUUCCCCGCCUCUCCAGGCCCCCGGUGAAAGCCAGCCGGCGCUCCUCACCCACCAGCUGCAGAGGUUACGAAUUCAGCCUUCGAGCCCGCCGCCCACCCACCCCAGCAACCACCUCUUCCGGCAGCCCAGUAACAGCCCUCCCCCCAUGAGUGGGGCCCUGAUCCCCCCUCACGGCGCGGCCCCCUCGCAGUUCCCAGGCCUCUCGGCCCGCAGCCCCCUCUACCAGCAGCCCGACACCGGCUCCCCUCCCCCGGCCGUGGCUCUCACCUGCCUGGGCCUGCAGCAGCCCGCCCCGCCGCAGCAGGUGACCAUCCAGGUCCAGGAGCCCGUGGACACGCUCAGCAGCAUGCCGGGCAGCGGGGCGGGCCCUGCCGGGCGGGGCCUGUCCAUCAACCCCGGGGCCAGCCAGAUGCCAGGGCCGCACCGGACCAGCCUGAUGGCCUCCUUCAGCUACGGCCACCGGCCCUUGUCCAAGCAGCUGAGCGCCGACAGCGCGGAGACCCACAGCUUGAACGGGAGUCGGUUCUCCCCGGCCAGCUACGACCAGGCACACCUCCACCCCCACCUGUUUCCGGACCAGCCCCGGGCCUCCCCCGGCAGCUACAGCCCGUCGGCGGGCGCGGGGCUCCCCCCGCUGGAGCAGCUCCCCGCCUUCCCGCCCGGCACCCCCCAGCCGCUCUACGCGGCGUCGGCGCUGCAGCAGGCCCUGCUGUCCCCCACGCCGCCCGACUGCAGCCGGCACCCGCAGGUGCCCCACAUCCUGCAGGGACUGCUCUCGCCCCGGCACUCGCUCACCGGCCACUCGGACAUCCGGCUGCCGCCCGCGGAGUUCGCGCAGCUGCUGAAGCAGCGGCGGCAGCAGCAGGAGCACCAGGAGCUGCUCCGGCACUUGAACCAGGGGGACGCCGGGAGGCAGACUGUGGCCGAGCGCCAGGCCCUGUCCUACCAGAACGCUGACUCGUACCCCCGGCCCCAUGCCCACCACGCCCCCCACGCCCACCACGCCCACAGCAGCCCCCAGCACCUGCUCCAGAUCCGGCCGCAGGACUGCCUCUCCCAGGAGACCCCGCCGCCCGCGCCCCGCGGCUUCGCGCCCGCGCUCCUGCCCUCCGAGAGCAUGGAGGAGGAGUGCUUCUGCCAGGGCGCCCGGGACGCCUUCCCCGACGCCAAGCCGCCCGGCGCGCUGCCCAAGGGCGGCCACGACAGCCCCCUGCUCUUGAGUACAGGCGGGCCUGGGGACCCCGAGUCCCUGCUGGGAACUGUGAGUCACGCGCAGGAACUGGGGAUCCACCCUUUCCGGCACCAGCCCGCCGCGGCCUUCAGUAGGAAUAAGGUGUCCAGCCGAGAGUCCAUCCUGGGGGACUGCAUGGAGAGAAGGGGCCCCGGCCAGGCCAUGGAGUUGCGGGAGCCUGACGGGCCGGGCUACCCGCCCCUCGGCAGCACCAGCGAGCCCCCGCGGCCCCGCGCGCUGCAGAGACACCACACCAUCCAGAGCAGCGACGAUGCCUACGUGCAGCUGGAGACGCUGUCGGGAAUGAGCCUCGUGGCGGGCAAGGCGCUGAGCUCGGCCCGCAUGGCCGACGCCGUCCUCAGCCAGUCCUCGCUCAUGGGCAGCCAGCAGUUCCAGGACGGGGGCGCUGCAGAAUGCGGGGACCCCCCCGGAGGCCCCGAGCUCCCCGACCUGCCCGAGGGCAGCCAGCACCUGAACCCCUGCUACCCCUCCACGUGCCUCAGCGGCAUCCUGCUUAGCUACAAGCACCCCGAGGUCUCCUUCAGCAUGGAGCAGGCCGGCGUGUGACAGGGUGUGUCCGGCCGGCCGGGGACCGGGACACUGGCUGGAGACAGACCCACAGUAUCUCGCCACCUCGCGCCAAACCGCCGCGUGUUUCUCUCCACCCGCGAGCCCCCGGCCCCGCCCUCACCUCUGGCUCCUCGUGCGCUGUUCUUUGGGGUGCUGCGGUGGGGGGGGGGGGGUUUGCCAUGUCCACCUCCAUGACCGCCUCGCCCGGGAAGUCAGCAGCUGGUCCACGGGGACCCCUCCCGUGGGCGCCGUGUGGCGGGUGGCUGGGGGCCUGGGGCUCUCGGGUCGGGGUAUGCGCUCCUGGAGGGUUCCCUUCUCCCCUUCCCCUUCUUGAAACGGCAGAGGGGAUCGUGAGCGGCCAGCACCCGGGGGCCAGAGGCACCCCUGGCCCCCAUGAGCCCACCGGCCGUGCCGCCCACCCAUCCCUCCUCCCGGGCCAGAGACUGAGGGCUGCGCGGGCGGGAGGGAGGGUGGCGUUGGUGAGAGUAAACCCAGACCAGCCCGAGCCUAGAGCCUGGGGGUCCCUGACUGCUCAACAGCUCAGCGGCCCAGCUGAGGUCCCAGGAGAACCAGCCCCGGCCACCGUGACAGGAACUCGGGUCCCUCCCAAACCAUCCUGCUGCUUCUCCCUGCCCCCCAACGUGGCUCUUCUCAUCCUCUGAUACUCCAGAAUUGUGUCCCCACGUACCUCGAGGGGGGGGGGGCGGGCCCCAGCGCCGGUGUCUCUGCCUCCGUUUCCUCUUCUGCCUCUUGGCCACCCCGGGCAAGAACAGGGAUCCACCCAGCCUCUUCCUCCUCCCCGGACCUCCUCAGACACCCACCCCCCAUUUUAAUUCAUCAUAUACGAAUUAUUUUGGGUAAAAUGUUGCUAGGAUUGUUCUUCUCAUGAAAUAAAAGCGAAAGGAAUUUUUGUUGGACAGAGCCAUGGUUCAUCGGCGCAUUCGCAGUGGGGCGUCUCGCCCGCGCCUCUCACUCCAAGGGUUUUUAUUUAGACGUCGUAACUGUGCCCAGUUCUCGCUUGUGCCGGUAACAAACAGGCCUCAUGGCCCCUCUGCCCCCCGCCGACCCAGUGCGUUUGUGGCACGAACUUCCCUUCCCGUCACCGUUAGAAACCAAAGUCUUCUCUGCGGGGCGGGGGGUGGUGGCAGGACUGGAUUCUCUCCCUCGGAGCUUCCAAAGAGGAACGAUGGGAAAAGUUCAGGUGGGGACCUUUUCCCAGGGAGAGGAGAGCAGAGGUCCCCCGCCCCUCCUGGUCCCUAGUUGUGAAUUUGCACAGAGGAAGGGGGACCCCGUGUGACCUCCCCCCCCAGGCAGCUCGGGCCCGAGCCCCAGAUUCCUGAGUGGAUUCCUGCCGUGCAAGAGCCUUUCUCGGGAUCCGGCCCAGCUUCCCAGGGUCCCCAACUCCCUCCCACUUGGGGGACCCCCAAGAGCUCAGCUGGAGGAGGCUAUCAAGGAAACCCCGACCACAACUGUCGACUUCUCUGGGCGCCUGCUGACCCCGAGCCCCCCCCACCCCCGAAUGCCCCCCCUACCCCACCGCGCACCACCUGUCCCGUUGACGUGGUACUGGACUUCCAGAAGCGUCCGUCACCCUCACCUCAGCGACACCCCGGCGCAAGCCAGUGAGCCUCCAAACCGUGCCAUCCUGCGAGCCAGUUUUGAGAAGUCAUUGCUUUGUAUUGUAGAACCAAUAUGCGCAGUAUAUGUUGAAUGUACAUGAAUAUACUUUCCUAUUUCUGUUCUUUGAAAAUGUCAGAAGUAUUUUUUUUUCCCUUUCUCAUCUAUGUUGAACUGAAAAAGGAUUAAAAAAAGCAAAACAGUCAGA
This is a messenger RNA of Sorex araneus (European shrew), 5756 nucleotides long. RefSeq names its product SIK family kinase 3 (gene SIK3). Gene Ontology annotation, cellular component: cytoplasm. Gene Ontology annotation, biological process: microtubule cytoskeleton organization; protein phosphorylation; intracellular signal transduction. NCBI's taxonomy places the organism in Eukaryota, Metazoa, Chordata, Mammalia, Eulipotyphla, Soricidae. Gene Ontology annotation, molecular function: ATP binding; tau-protein kinase activity; protein serine/threonine kinase activity. The record is from RefSeq and is a predicted model, not a curated record. Bases 227 to 3928 code for a protein of 1233 amino acids. The transcript is spliced from 25 exons.